Molecule: messenger RNA, 3246 nt
Organism: Sporisorium graminicola
Lineage: Eukaryota; Fungi; Basidiomycota; Ustilaginomycetes; Ustilaginales; Ustilaginaceae
Exons: 1
Coding region: 1-3246 (1081 amino acids)
Molecular function (GO): mRNA binding
Source: RefSeq, a predicted model, not a curated record
AUGUCUACCAUCGUAGCCCCACACCCAUCUUCUACGCUACUCUCGGCAUUCUUUGUAGACGCUCACGACGAGCAAUACAGCCAUCCCCGCUCCGAACCGCCAAUCUCGGCUGCAUCGGCGCGAUCUCAUCAUCCUCUGGCCGUGCCCCGGACGAUGCCAGACGGCGCUCAACUUCUGGACCGCUCUUCGCACGUCGAUCAAGCGACGUUCUCGGUACCACCCUCAUCUUUGCGUACGGGCCUUCCUCCUCCCGGAUUUCUCGCCCCCGUGCCCUCUUCCUCGAGGUCAGCAGCAACAGCAACCACUGGUCCGUCCGGCCUUGCACCGGAUCAAUUCGCAUCAUCCUCUGCCUUGCCCUUCCACUCGUCGCCUCCACUGGCUCACGCUGACCGAACCGCAGUCGCCGCACCUAGACCCAUGCAGCCUUAUCCACGACUUAUGUCGCCCCAGCCCAUUGGCGAGUCUGCUGGGUUGCCAGCAAGCAAUUCAGGAGCACGCUCGCCAUCUCCGACAAGGCGCUCUUUCAAUUUUCCCAUUGGUGAUCCAGGUGAAAGGUGGAACUCCAUUGGCCAGGUCUCCAGCAGUACGACGAAUGCAGGCACAUCCAUCGCAGCACAACGCAAACCGUCAUUGCACUCGGGUCUUUCCACGUCAAGUACCGCCGCCGAACCCUUCCUCGGUUACAACGAGCUCUUUUCCCCCAAUGGCACUGCCAGCCUUGCCCCAUCAGAAGCAUCAAAGGGCGCCAAUGCAGCUGCCCUCUCCACCUCGGAUCCAAUGAACGUCGCCUUCCGAUCCGGUUCCAGCACUGAUUCUCGAACAGGUUUCACACUGUCCACCAGUCACGAGCAGGACCUCAUCUCACAUCGAUUCGGGCUGUCGCCAGGACACUAUGCAGCAGGUGGACGCGAUGACUUUCCUUCGCAGAUGGGCGCCAAUCCUCGCAGCGUAGGUCACGAUGACUUCCAAGCUCGUUCCCCCUUCGGACCCGCCGGGGGUAAUGCGAUGCUCGGCUUGCCAAAUCCAGGCAAUCUCAGUCCACGCAGCAUGAUGCAGCUGCACCACCAACACAUGCAGAUGCAGGCCCAACUCCACCAUCAACAACAACAACAACAACAACAACAACAACAACAACAACAACAACAACAACAACAACAACAGCAGCAGCAGCAGCAGCAACAAUCCUCGCACCAGCCUCCGCUCGGACCACUGCAGCAGCAGCAGCAACAGCAGUAUCACCACCAGCUCGGUCUCCAGGGUAGCAUUGGCAACGCCGCUAGCAUCGCAACUCAGGGGGGUCCACCCGAGGAGAUUACCACCGUCUUCAUCGUUGGCUUUCCAGACGACAUGACUGAGCGAGAAUUCGCCAACAUGUUCCUCUUUGCCAAGGGCUUUGAGGCCUCUACGCUCAAGAUCCCAGCUGGCCUCGGCGCCAUUGGUCCUAAUGGACGCUUGUCGGAUGGCAGUGGGCCGCUGUCGGCGGGACCGGGUGGUCCGUAUCAAGCCGUCAAUAUGCCAGGCUUCGACCUGGGAGGCAACACAGGACCCGGCUGGGACGAACAGGGCCUUUCUUUGGGUCUCGGCCGGGCAGGAGGAAGCGAUGCAUUCUCAUCCAUGGCAAGCAUGCCCGGCAUGUCCAAUUCCCUGGGUGCGCCAGGACUGGGCGCCGCGGGGUCUGUCAACAGUGCUUCGGCGGCUGCAGCCGCCGGCAAGAUAAAGCAAAUUAUCGGGUUUGCCAAAUUUCGCACUCGCGCAGAGGCGCUCGAAGCACGAGAUGCACUCAAUGGACGCAAGGUUGAUCUAGAGAAGGGCUGCGUUCUCAAGACCGAGAUGGCCAAGAAGAAUCUUCACACCAAGCAGCGUCCUGUCCUGUCUGCACCCGGAUUUGCCGAUGGCGGCAGCGCACCCAUGCCUCCGCCUCCGGGCAUGGGUGCCAUCGGUUCAGGCGCUGGAUCGACUGGCGCUGCUGCUGGUCAAUCUGUUCCUCCUCCCUUUGCUCUCGGUGGACCGUUCGAUCCACGUGCUGGUCCCCAGAUUAACGGUCCCGGUGGACAGGUUGGGCCUUUUGGACCAUUCGGCAAAGGUCCCGGCAGCUUCGAGCCGUUCAACGGGCCUACAUCGACACCAGGCGACCUUCUGUCCCCGCACGAGAUGUUUGGAGGAUCUGAUUUCUUCAGCCAGGCGGGUACUGCAGCUCUGCGUUCCUCCGGUGGAGUAGAGCAAGCAACGCGACUCACAGGACCAUCUCAGCAAGCAUCGUCGCAACAGCAACAGCAGCAGCAACAGCAAAGCGUCGCCGGCGCAGAAAAGUGGGGCGGAUCUCUGGGUCCGAUCGACUACUACGGACCCGAAAGCGGCGCUGCACCUGUGUCGGCAUCGUCGCGAGGCGCUCAAGGAGGCGGAGUAGCACCGAGCUUCAACGCACAGAACGUCCCCAGACCCGAUUGGCCUGCUGUUGGUUCUCCGCCGCCGGGACUUUACAUUACCGUAGCUGCUGCAAAUACCACAGGAGGACCACAGCGACCUGGCUUUCAAAGGCAAGUGUCUCGAAACACCUCUGCUGGAACCAUCAGUACAGAGCAGGUUGCUGCAACGCCUGGUCUGGCGACAGCGUCCGGAAGCGGGAUCAAGCCAGAGGAAGCCGUGAAAGCGGACAAUAUUCGAUCAAGCUCGACGACGUCCUCGGCGGGCCCUGAGACAACGGCUUCGGCUUCGGCUUCGGCGGUAGCAGCAGCAGCCACGACGGAUGCACAGCAACCCUCGGUGACUACGCGCUUCGGUUCGCUCAGGCUUGGGUCUCCCCCGGCUGAUGACGACGGCGUCAAGCCACCACAGCGAGCGUCGAGCCCAGAUCCGUCGAACCCCACGGGUGGCCGCAACGUGGUCGGCGACAACCAUCCUCCGGUCAACACGCUGUUUGUCGGUAAUCUGCCGAGCAACGCCUCGAGCGCCGUCCUUGCUCAGAUCGAGGAUCAUCUUCGAGGCGUGUUUGGCAGUUGCCGUGGCUUCCGACAGAUCUCGUUUCGGCUCAAAUCGAACGGACCUAUGUGCUUUGUCGAGUUCGAAGACGUGCACACCGCCUCCAAGGCCAUGUCGGAGCUCAACGGACACUCGCUCGGUGGCGCCAUCAAAAACGGCGGGAUUCGUCUGAGUUUCAGCAAGAACCCUCUGUUUCGAAUGAACUUGAACGCGGCGAUGAAUGGCGCUGGUUCCGGUGCUGGUGGUGGAAGCACCCUGAACUCUUGA